UAAUGAGAUUGUAGAAAUGUAGAUGUGUAGAACUAUGGCAUGUGGACGAUGUUUUUCUCUGCUUUCACCUUCGUUCGAAGCUUAAACUAACAAUUUGAUCUACAAUUUUACGCGUAGAAACAGAUAACGAGGCUUGACAAGAGGCAGUCUGACAAUCAAGAUGAGUAAAUACGUGAAUCUGGCGAACGUGGGCACUAAUUAUGCCAUGCGUAUGAAUCGCUUGAGUAACCGAAUCUUCGGCGAGGUGACUAGGCCGACUAAUCAGAAGUCGAUGAAGGUCGUGAAGCUCCUCAGUGAGAAACCGGUGAACAAGCGACCGGAGAUCGUGGAUUAUUAUCCGAGAUUCAAAGAGACGGAACUGUUGAUGACACAUCUGCGCGAUUACGGUCUCUUCAGGGACGAGCAUAAGGACUUCAAGGAGGAAUUCGAGCGUCUGAGAGAGCUUCGCGGUAAAUCCAAGUGGAUACCGCCUCCCUUCAGAAAUAAACCCAAACCAUCUUAAGAUUAAUACAAUCUGUACUUGAAUGUAACAAAUUUUGCUGCGAAGAGUGCGUAUCUCAUCUGCAAAUAAUAAACCACGUGCUUUAUUUAAUACAAAUAUAA
Molecule: messenger RNA, 603 nt
Organism: Temnothorax curvispinosus
Lineage: Eukaryota; Metazoa; Arthropoda; Insecta; Hymenoptera; Formicidae
Gene: mRpS33
Product: 28S ribosomal protein S33, mitochondrial
Exons: 2
Coding region: 161-502 (113 amino acids)
Cellular component (GO): mitochondrion
Source: RefSeq, a predicted model, not a curated record